Molecule: messenger RNA, 2640 nt
Organism: Anneissia japonica
Lineage: Eukaryota; Metazoa; Echinodermata; Crinoidea; Comatulida; Comatulidae
Product: SCO-spondin-like
Exons: 7
Coding region: 363-1766 (467 amino acids)
Source: RefSeq, a predicted model, not a curated record
UACAUAGUGGUAUAAUCCAUUAUUAUAAGAAGGGUAUUUCAUUUCGUAAUUACAUAAUUUAAUUUAUUAAAAUUAUGAUUUCUGUAAAACAUCAACAUAUAAAGCAGACUGAUUUUGAUAAAUGUCAGGUAUAGAAAACAAAUUUUCAUUGUUAACAUGUAUUUAAGAAACGGAUCUUAUGAGGGGGUAUGGAAAGAACCUUAAUGUCUUAUGUUUUGUCCGGCUCUUAAAGUUUACAAGCUCUCAACCAGGAAAAUAAUUUCGUACUAUCAUCGUUCAUCAGUCGAAAACGUAGUCGCUUCAAUUUCUUCAGUUUGCAGUAUAUUUUACAAGAAUAAACUUCCUUCGAACAGUUGAGCACCAUGAAAAUUAUACUUGCUACAGUCAUAUGCCUUUGUAUCCUUGAGAUAGCACUCGUGGACGGUUUUUGGGGGCGUCGAAGACGACGACGCCGCCGAUCGUGCUCUGCUGUGAAUUGCGCGUGGAGUGGCUGGCAGGAAUGGGGUGCCUGUUCUAUAACUUGUGGAAAUAACGGCGAGCAAACAAGGAUUCGAACCCAAAGUAGAUCUGCGUCUUGUGGAGGUUCAGCGUGUACUGGUCCGAGUCAGGAACAGAGAGUCUGUUCACCUGGGUGUAUUCGUGGUACUGCGGUGCAAGGACGUUGCGCAAAUUGUCCUUUCCCAUACACCGGCAACUGCUGCGAACGUCGCUCAUGCUAUCCUGUGAAUUGUGCGUGGGGUAACUGGCAAGAAUGGGGUGCCUGCUCUAUAACCUGUGGAAAUGGUGGGACAGAAAGGAGAAGUCGAACCAAGAUUCGAUCUGCGUCUUGUGGAGGCGCAGCGUGUACUGGUUCGUCUCAAGAACAGAAAGUCUGUUCACCUGGGUGUAGUCGUGGAACUGCGGUGACAGGAUAUUGCGCAAACUGUCCUUUCCCAUACACUGGUAACUGCUGCGAACAGUUCAUUGAAGGUGACCCUUGCACGACACAUAUUGAGCUAAGUCAAUCCUGGCGAAGUAUUAACUAUCCCCCAGAGCAAGACAAUUCUUAUCACUAUGCCAACCUGCUCAACUAUUGGUACCGAUUCGUCGGUGGGGGCGGUGGAGACAUGCCGACCAAGUGCGUGAAGGCCAAAAGCUGUGGCGUUUUGAAACCUAUUUGGAUGUCUGGUGAUCAUCCGACUUCUAACGAAGGCGCUGUAUGUAGGACAGUAUGUACCAGUGCAAGUGUCAACGGAGAAGACAACUGUUGUAUCGGUAGGAACACAAUUGAGGUAAAGAACUGUGCCGACAACUUUUAUGUCUACAAACUUUUCCAGCCUCAGGAUUGCAACGAAGGCUUCUGCGCAGGUAAAGAAGAACCUUGUCCACCGAAAACAAAGUCUCCGAAUGGUUACACGCCUGAUUGUAUGGCCGAUCCACCACCUGACACAUGUAGGCCUACACCUUUUUUGGAAUAUAGGCCUAUUCAGCCACAAGCUGGGGCAUUCCAGUUUGUCUGUACCUUCAAUGUUCCAUGCCAGAGGAACAUAACAUACGACGUCAAUUGGUAUGCUGGAGGAAUUGUUCUUAAUGACUUUGCGAUAUCCGUCUCUGGGAGUACGACAGGGGCAACACUGGGUGUACAGCAACUGGCGAGUGUCAUGACAACCAGUACCACGAUAACCUGUUCUCUCUCAGUACGAUAUAUUCACACUGACGACGGUACCCCAAUGAGUGAAGCUACGUCACCAAAAGAAAGCAAUGCUCUUGCCUUUGUGGUUACCUAGCUAGAGUCUUUGUUAUCGUCUCUUCAAUUUAGUUAUUAAAGAUAUCGAGAGUAUCCACGUAUAUAACAUAGGCAUACAAUGAAGCGUAUUUUGUUUUUCUGUCUGUUUCACGAAAUUGUACGCGAAAUUGUUAGUUGCUUGUCGUUGUGCGAUAGAAAAUAAUGUAAAGAAUAAUUAAUGAUUUUAGCUCAGCGGCGCGGUUAAAGCAUACAGUUCGAAUCGAUCAAGCACUCUUCAAUAAAAUUAUAAAACUUGACACACGAAUGACCUAGACUGUAGAAAAUACUUUGAAUUUGGGACUAAUGUUAACAGCGCCCCCUAGUCAUAAAUUACACUUUUUAAAGUAUAUAUCAAAAAUUAAAUGAAUAUUAGUCUAAUAAUUUGCGCCUUUUAGUGUCCAAGUUUUUAGAAAAUGUUAUUGCUUAUUUCAUACGUGAAAUGCUUUUUCGAAACCUAGGAAAACAGUAGAAUAUUACAAUUGGUUUUUCCAAUUUAAUAUUCAUAUUCUAUAUUAGUUAUUGAGUUAAUUAUUUUCAUUUAAUCAAUAAGGAUUAAAUUUUGCACGUGUAGAAUGAAUAGGCUACGCGUGAUUGUACACGAAAAAAAAAGUUACAACCUUCAAAUGUAAAAAGUAGUUGUUGUCAAUAGAUAGCUAAUACAGUAGACAGUACAUGUAGAGAUUUCAGCUAACUUAAGGAAGUUGGUACUUUUUGAUCCGAUAUUCUUUGAGUAAUACACUUCAUUCAAGUUCGGUGCAUGGUGUGUGCAUUAUACAGAUUAGUGGCCUGUUUGCUAUUUCUGUGAUUGUUUUGGUUUGCAGUUCACAGUUUAGGUGCCUUGACGUUUUGUAAUAAAGAUAACUGCCGUGUUACAA